GCCAUAACGUUUUUCCGGUGGGGCAUCACUCCAAGGACUGAGAGAAAAGAGACGAUAGCUACCAAACUGUUGGUGGCAGAAAUUGAAGAACGUUUCUUAUUUAAAAAAUAGUUUCGGGUCAAGAGAUCGGAAUGGCGUCCGGCAGUUCGAGCAGCGAGGAGGAGAGGAGUCUGCGCGAGUGCGAGCUAUACGUGCAGAAGCACAACAUCCAGGCGCUGCUGAAGGACUGCAUCGUGCAGCUCUGCACCUCUAGGCCAGAGCGACCCAUGGCCUUCCUCAGAGAAUACUUCGAGCGGCUCGAGAAGGAGGAAGCUAAGCAGCACCUGAGUCAGCAGAAGGCCAGCUCCCGCUCGGACUCGCGUGAGGACGAGAUCUCUCCUCCCAUGAACCCCGUGGUGAAGGGCAGACGGCGACGCGGGGCCAUCAGCGCUGAGGUCUACACAGAGGAGGAUGCCGCCUCCUACGUCAGAAAGGUCAUCCCCAAGGACUACAAAACCAUGGCUGCUCUGGCUAAGGCCAUUGAGAAGAAUGUGCUUUUUGCCCACCUCGAUGACAACGAGAGAAGUGACAUUUUUGAUGCCAUGUUCUCAGUCACCUACAUUGCUGGAGAAACGGUCAUUCAGCAAGGUGCUGAGGGGGACAACUUCUACGUUAUUGACCAGGGCGAAAUGGAUGUGUAUGUCAACAAUGAGUGGGUGACCAGCAUUGGUGAGGGUGGCAGCUUUGGAGAGCUGGCUCUGAUCUAUGGCACCCCGAGGGCUGCAACAGUCAUGGCCAAGACCAACGUCAAGCUGUGGGGCAUCGACAGAGACAGCUACCGCAGAAUACUCAUGGGCAGCACACUGAGGAAGAGGAAGAUGUACGAAGAGUUCCUGAGCAAAGUCUCCAUCCUUGAGUCUCUGGACAAGUGGGAGCGGCUGACGGUGGCUGACGCCCUGGAGACGGUGCAGUUUGAGGACGGCCAGAAGAUCGUGGUGCAGGGAGAACCAGGGGACGAGUUCUUCAUCAUCCUGGAGGGUUCAGCUGCAGUGCUGCAGAGGCGGUCAGAGAACGAGGAGUUUGUGGAGGUGGGAAGACUGGGGCCCUCCGACUACUUUGGUGAAAUUGCUCUGCUGAUGAAUCGCCCCCGUGCUGCCACCGUGGUCUCUCGCGGACCCCUCAAGUGCGUCAAACUCGACCGCCCGCGAUUCGAGCGAGUGCUCGGCCCCUGCUCAGACAUCCUCAAGAGGAAUAUCCAACAGUAUAACAGCUUUGUCUCCCUGUCUGUCUGAACAGCCCACCCCUACCCGUAAAUCCCCUCCACAUGCCCCCCCACACAACACAACCCCGCCCCCAGACUCCAAACCUGCUCCCCUCUCCUCCUCGCUCCUCCCCCAGUUGAACCUCCUGUGCCACAGGGUCCACAGUGCAAAUCUGCUUUAUUUUCUUACUUCUAAGUGGCGUGUGUUCCAACACCCACGUGCCCACUCUGUCGUCAGUGUUGUUUCUGCUUUAGCACGCUUUUGUCUUUUUUUCUCUCUCCUCUAUCGCUUUUUUUUUCUCUCCUCAGUUUUCGAAAAAUUUGCUUUUUCCUUCACAUUGGUAAGCUAGCUGCCUCCCUGUUAAAGUGUAGGUUCUCCCUUCCACAUACAGCAGUUUCUCCUAACGGUCUCUCUCUUUAGGGCUUUUGCUCCGUUGUGCCAGAGAGGUAUUUUUGUUACUAUUAACACAUUCAUGUGAGAUUUUGAAAAGGUGCAUCAAACACCUUAUUCCCGAGUGAUUUUCUUCAAUGGGGGCUCGUUGAAAAGCCCAGGAGAAAAGGAGAAAAAGCUCCCCCACCCUCUAAAGAGAUGAAAGGUCAAAGAUGCAUUUUGAUCCGUUUUAAAAUGUAUUUUUCUUUGUUUUGCGUUUUUUUUCAGCUAUUCUUUUGCAAUCUAUCUUGUGUUUUAUGACUUGGAGAACGUUAGGUAAGCCAAAGGCAAGUUUCUGUCUUGUUUAUUUUGUUGUGUUCAGUUUGGAAUACUGUAGCUAUCCGAAUGGUACUGAAGUCAUCAUAUGCACCAUUUCAAGUCAUGGUAUUUAUGAUUUUUUAUUUUUUUUUCUCUUUUAAUUGUUCUAGUUGCACAUAUACAACAUAUAUAUAUAAAAUAUCUAUAUAUAUUAAAGGCAAAAUGACCAUAACCAUAUUUUUUGCACAGUUUGUUAUAUAAAUAUACAGUAUAUGAAUAUAAAUACACAUUUGUAGAUAUAUAUGGAGAAACUCUUGCUUGUGCACCUGCUGUUUUUGUUUUUCUUUUCUUUUCUUUUUUUUGGGCUCUGGUUCUAUUAUUUCUAUAAGAAAGUAUGCCCUGUAGUUGGAUCUCAUGUUCAUCCCUAACCCAGCAACUCUCCCUCUUUCUCUCUCUCUCUCCAUCUAUCUCCAUCUCUCCAUCGUAAGUGGUAACAUCUAAUCCCAUUGCCCCGUUAGCAGUGACAUCACUAAUGCCCCAUGACGCGUCAUCUGCCAGCCACUCUCCUACCCCAUGCCCCAUAUGUAAUGUUCCCUGGCUAUGCGCAUCCAUCGCUUCAUGGCUUUUGGUCUCUGGCCGUUGGGCCAUGCGUCCCCUCCAACCAAGUGCCAAAUACCAGAUGGUGGUCCUCAUUCCAGAGCAGAGCGGAGCAGAGGGGGUGGAGGAAAAAGGUCUGCUGUCAGUCUGUAGUAGGAUGGUGCUGUGAACUUCAUGGAUUAGUUUGUGCUGUGCAGUUUGUUUGUUUUUCGCAGAUGCUCAUCUGUGCGGUUUGGUUAAAUACAUCAGUUAUUUCUCAUGGAAGAGGAUGGAAGGAUGUUCCCAUAUAGCUUGGUGAUUGAAGUAUUACGUGCAUGCAGUGCAUGCCAUCGGUCUCAGUUGCAAACGUCCCACAUCAGCAGUAUUAGAGGCCCCUAUGCUUGGUGGGUGAGGCUUGAGUGCAAAGUUUCAUCAUCAAAAUACAUUUUAAAGAGAAUGGUAAUGGGGUGUGAGUUGUUUUUAUUUUAAAACAAGAAAGUGGUCUUAAAGGUUUUGUUGCUGGUCCUGGUGACAUCUCUCUCACGUAUCGUGUGUAUGUAUCUGUGUGUACGUGUCAUGUGCCCACAACAUCCCGGCCAGCCUAGCUAUGCUGUUCGUAGUUCCAUAAGUCUUAAUUAAGAGAACGCCAGUAUUGAUUGAUUGAUUGAUUGACGGGAUCCCUGUUACAGUUCACAUCGAGCACAAGCCUGGUGCCGCCAGUCAUGCGUUGGCACGUGGGUGGGUCACCAUGUUUGUGUUAGGGUCAAUAACAUAUUUAGCUGCAGACGACAGGUGGAGCAACCAUAGUGUAGCUAAUCUUGUAUUAUCUAAAUGAAUGUAUUAAUUAUUCGUAAUUGAUGAAUAAGCAACGAAUAUGCUUUUUGUUUUAGAUAAUACAGUGAAAACAAACCACAGCAAAAGAACCCUCAUACAAUACAUAGAAAGCUGCGGUUGCACUAUCCUGACGACUGCAGCUAAAUGACAAUGACCCAAAAUGAAAUGGCGGUUCAGAACAUGGAGGUUUGUGUCACUACAUGUUUGAGUCAGAUUACGGGGUGGGGGAAAAUACAAUAUGGCCAAACACCUCUUGAAUGAAAAAUGGUGUAGUGCCAUAAAUGUUAUUAAAUUAAUUUUCUCUGUCCAGUGUGUCGUAUCAUCAUGUUGGUACUGAGAUGCACAUGUCUUGAGGUCUGCUAUGAAAUGCAUCAUACCCAGCUGUCUGCUUCUUUUCUGGCUUGGUGCACAUCUGUCCUGUAUUUCUAUACUUUUGUUUUGGUUUUAUUUCUUAGAGUUAAUGAUGGAAUUCUUGUUUGUGUGCGUGUGUUUUACUAAUAAACCAGUUGUUUCCAAACUUGGUAUCAUGUAUAAAUUGGUAUAUACACAUUUUGUUUCCCCACAAUGCUGUUACUUUAGUUACACCAUGUUGAGUGGGGGCAUGAGGUACAUGUGUUAUCUGAAGUGAUGGGAUUUCUGAUCAUGAUUUGUUUUUAAGGGUAUGCGCAAUUUCCAAGCAUCACACAAUCAUCGCGAUCCUAAGUCACAAGCAGAUUUCUCCUCAAGCAGUUUUGUUGUGUGCUGUAUUUGUGAAAGACGUCCAUGUAAUUAUUUUAUUUUUUUGUUCAAUGAAAGUAUUUGGACAACUUUAGUGAUUGUCACGCAAUAGAAAGGAAAACAACAUAAUUUAACAAGUUACCAACAAAGAAUGUGUUCAAUUUUUCAUUUUGUGUCAGUUAUAAAUGAAGCCUUCAGUUUGAGGGCUUUGCUGUGUUCUGGCCUGCAAGAAUCACAGUACGGUUGUUUUGUCAGCCAGAGAGUACGUGUAUGCCAGCAGAGAUCCGUUUUGAUUUGCCGUAAACUAGCCAUCUCGUAAUGGUAGAAGGUGUUAGGUGUUUUACUUGUCUAGCAGUACAGACAGACACUCUCUCCCAAAGCAUUUUGUCCAGGAGCACCUUGACCUCUAUUGUUACACAAUGGAUUUGAAAUGUCCACCCCCCCCUCCAUCUAAUGUGUUCCUAAUUGGGGGUUUUCAAAACAAACCUAUUUUAAUCCGUCUCUUGGCUGUACUCAUUUUGCAUUUUGACACCAUUUGCUGGAGUUGAAUGAAUGACUGAUUUUUUGAGGGACAAGUGACAAAACAGUUCUUGUCAUUUAUUGCUUUACACAACGCGUGUUUGUGUGAAAUACAAUUGUGUAUGUACAUUAUUAAAAAAACACAUGAAAUGUCAAAAUGUUUUGCCUUAGGUGAUCUGAUCAGGGUUUAGAAACAACUCCUGCUGCCCCCUCUCCUCCCUCCCUCCCUCCCUCCUGCUUCUAGCGUUUGCAAAGCCAGCAGCACACGCAGUACCUGUGGGCUGACAGAGGACCAUUUUUCUAUUAUUCUUAUCCUACGACUGUAAAUGGUUUGAUUUUACUGGAUGUGCUAAAAAGUUUUCUUUUUUUGGUAUAGAUUGUCCUAUUCGCAGGUCAAGCAAUAAAAAAAUACAUUCUUAAAAUA
Engraulis encrasicolus (European anchovy) is the source of this 4998-nucleotide messenger RNA. RefSeq names its product protein kinase, cAMP-dependent, regulatory, type I, alpha (tissue specific extinguisher 1) a (gene prkar1aa). Gene Ontology annotation, molecular function: cAMP-dependent protein kinase regulator activity. The record is from RefSeq and is a predicted model, not a curated record. NCBI's taxonomy places the organism in Eukaryota, Metazoa, Chordata, Actinopteri, Clupeiformes, Engraulidae. Gene Ontology annotation, cellular component: cAMP-dependent protein kinase complex. Bases 132 to 1271 code for a protein of 379 amino acids. Gene Ontology annotation, biological process: regulation of protein phosphorylation. The transcript is spliced from 11 exons.